UGACGUAGGAGGAAGAAGCCGCCAUUAGGGGCAGCGGGGCCGCGGCCGCGGGGCAGGUUCUGUUGCCGUGUCCCUCCCCAGCCUCUUUCUCCGCGGCCUCGCCGGUGCUUCCCCAUCCCCGCCAGCCGCGCUCCCCAGCGGGUCCCCGUCCCGGCGGGCGGCGGCGGCGCCGCGGGGCGGCCCGUUGAUGUGAGGCGCGGCUCGGCGGCGGGGCGCGGAUGGCGGCGGGGGCCGGCGCGGCGGCCGGGGGCCGCAGCUUCUCCUUCAAGGUGGUGCUGCUCGGGGAGGGCUGCGUGGGCAAAACCUCGCUGGUGCUGCGCUACUGCGAGAACAAGUUCAACGAUAAGCACAUCACCACGCUGCAGGCAUCUUUUCUGACGAAGAAGCUAAAUAUUGGUGGAAAAAGAGUAAAUCUUGCAAUAUGGGAUACAGCCGGUCAAGAAAGAUUUCAUGCAUUGGGGCCUAUCUACUACAGGGACUCUAAUGGCGCCAUUCUAGUAUAUGAUAUAACAGAUGAAGACUCUUUUCAAAAGGUAAAAAACUGGGUUAAGGAAUUACGAAAAAUGUUGGGAAAUGAAAUCUGUUUAUGUAUAGUAGGUAACAAAAUAGACUUGGAAAAAGAGAGACAUGUUUCAGUGCAAGAAGCAGAAAUGUAUGCUGAAUCUGUUGGAGCAAAACAUUAUCAUACAUCAGCUAAACAGAACAAAGGAAUUGAAGAACUGUUUCUUGACCUUUGCAAAAGAAUGAUAGAAACUGCUCAAGUGGAGGAAAGAGCAAGAGGCAAUGGCUCCAGUCAGUCAGGAAUAGCAAGGCGAGGUGUACAGAUCAUUGAUGAUGAGCCACAAGUACAGAGCAGUGGAGGGUGCUGUUCUUCUGGAUAAUUAUAAAACUGUGCAUCACUGCCCUCUCAAUAUGAAGACUGCCAUAUUCCAAGUCACACAUUCUUUACCAAUGGAGUAAUAGAAUUAACAGUAUUUAAAAAUAAUCACAUGUAACACUGCAGAGACCUUAAGUGCUAAACUAGUGGCGUCUGUGACCAGAGAAUUGGCGUUUUCUACAGUGGUUAACAAAGCAAUUACCAAUGGCCUUUUUACAUAUUUUUCUUUAAUGAGGAAUAAUAUGCAUGUAGAAAAGACCUACUUAAAGGCUUCAUUUAUAUUCUUUUAAAUCAGAUCAUUAUUUAAUAACUUAUAUACAUUGUUGUUGGAAUGGUAUACGUUUUUGCAGCUCUUUGUAUUUUGUGGUAGAUGGAAUUGUAUCACUUCUAAAAUGCAAAUUGAUUUUUUUUUAAAUUAGCAGAUAUCUGAAUUAAUAUUUUUGCAGGGCCUCCACAAGCCUAUAACUCAACUACUUUGAUAUAUUCUGUUCAUCUGUAUGCCAAGCUGAUAAAAUACAUUGUAAAUUACAUAUUAAAUAUUUUAUCUGCUUUUACAGUUGCAGGUGCAGAAAUAUGUACAUCAGUCUUGUCAGUGAUUGUGAAGUGAAUAAGUCAGUGAAAGAUGCAAGCUUUUCAUGUGCACUGUUAAAUUGCUCAUUCUAUCCCCCUACCUGAAAACAGCUUUGUUUUGGGUACAUCCAUAGCUACAGCAAUUUUUUAAAUCCAUUUCUGGCAAGCAGCAGUAUUUAGAGCAUCCCCUUUCUAGAAGAGAAUGCUUCUGUAAGCUGCUGUUUAACAUGGAGGUGUUUGACUUGCAGCUAAAACAGUUGGUGCAUGCACAUACCUUGCCUCUGCAGUUACUUGGUCCUCUCAGAAGAUCCCCAGAAAGUCAAAGCAACUUUAGCCCUCAUCUGUCUGGUAGCCAGUAAACCAGAUGCAUGGGAAACUCUUUAGCUGCUUCAAUACAUUUGUUUCCAAAGACAGCAUUAUAAAUUAUUCAUGAGCAUAAUUAUUUUCCCCUGCAGGGCUUGAGUGAGCAAUUAAUUGGCAUUAAAUAGAACUUCUAAAUUGGAGUGAUUAAAUUGAGGAUGUGAAACUUGCCAGAUGCAGCUGUAACUUUGGCGAUUCUAGGCAGAAUUGAACUUAUUCUCAGCUUGCUCUUUCUCCUGUAAAAUGUUUUGAAAAAGCUCAUUUAAGUUUCAGGAGGAGGGUUUUCAGAAAAAAUGUGUAAACUACUAUCAAAAGAACACAAGUGGUGGUAGCUGAAACUUCAAAAUGUUUUGUGCUCUGACUUUUUUUACUUAAGUUGUCAUGCUUGGAAAAACAGUAAAGGUGAUGUCUAUGACAAAGUAGAAUAUCCUUGGCCUUCCUUUUUCUGAAAGGUAGAUAUAGUAUUGCAUAUGAAUGCACUGAAUGGUGUGGGUAUGUUCUGAUACACAAAAAAGUAGUAGUAAUGAGUUGGUCUGUGUAAGAGAAGUGUGCUGUCUUCAAUCUGAUUUUUAUUUUCUCUGGAAUAAUAGAUGGCUUUGAUACAGACUGA
Messenger RNA from Oenanthe melanoleuca, 2417 nucleotides. It is a transcript of the gene RAB21, whose product is annotated as RAB21, member RAS oncogene family. The record is from RefSeq and is a predicted model, not a curated record. Gene Ontology annotation, biological process: Rab protein signal transduction. The transcript is spliced from 7 exons. Gene Ontology annotation, molecular function: GTPase activity; GTP binding. NCBI's taxonomy places the organism in Eukaryota, Metazoa, Chordata, Aves, Passeriformes, Muscicapidae. The coding region runs from base 219 to 881 and encodes 220 amino acids.